Molecule: messenger RNA, 3190 nt
Organism: Chenopodium quinoa (quinoa)
Lineage: Eukaryota; Viridiplantae; Streptophyta; Magnoliopsida; Caryophyllales; Amaranthaceae
Product: filament-like plant protein 7
Exons: 6
Coding region: 220-2934 (904 amino acids)
Source: RefSeq, a predicted model, not a curated record
UAAACAAAAUAAAAUGGAGUUCUUUUGGAAAAGGGAAUAAUUAAGCAACAAGAAGUGGGUAUCCAAUGCUUGUCAUAUAAUGGAGAGAAAUCAAACAAAGCCAAAAUGAGUACAAGAUAUAAAUAAACAAGUGGACAUGGAUGUCAGCAUCAUUUUUCAAUCCACUAUACAUGCUCCAUUAAAAAGAUUUAUUAGAAAUCAGAAGAGCUAGCUAGUCAGAUGACAGAUCACAAAUCAUGGCUAUGGAGGAAAAAGCCCUCGGAGAAAACCAUCUCGGUGGCUGAGUUGGAAAUUGCUUCAAAAGAAAAUGAGGAAAAGAUGCAUGUGCUUCUUGCUGAAAAGGCAGAACUAGAAAGAGACCUUAAAGACUUGGGAGACAAACUUUCUUCUGCCCUUGCCGAGUGUAGUGCUAAAGACGAUCUUGUGAAGAAACACUCGACAACAGCAAAAGACGCCCUUGCAGGAUGGGAGAAAGCAGAAGCAAAAGUAUUGUCUUUGAAGGAAGAGUUGGAUGAAACUUUGAAAGAGAGAGACAUCAGUGAAGAAAGGACAAGACAUUUGGAUGCUGCGCUGAAGGAGUGUAUGCAGCAGCUACGCUUUGUUAGAGAAGAUAAGGAGCAGAGGAUUCAUGAUGUUAUGCUGAAGGCAUCAGAGGAACUUGAGGAGAUGAAAAUGAUUCUAGAAGAGAAGUUAGAAGAAUCGAACCAAAUGAUAGCGAAAUUGAAUGCAGAAAAUUCUCAGCUUUGCAAGGCGGUUUUGCUGAAGGAUCACCUUAUUGAGGAACUAAAUCAAGAAAAAGCCAAGGUAGAAGGUGAUGUGAAUAACCUGUUGGCGAGACUGGAACACUUGGAGAAAGACAACAAUUCGUUGAUAUAUGAAGUACGAGUUCUUGAGAAGGAAGUUGAUAUUCGGAAUGAAGAGAGAGAAUUUAAUCGUCGAACAGCAGAUGCAACUCACAAACAGCAUCUGGAAAAUGUUAAGAAAAUCGCUAAGCUAGAAUCGGAGUGUCAGAGACUUCGUGUUCUGGUAAGAAAGAGGUUGCCGGGUCCUGCAGCCUUGGCAAAGAUGAAGAGUGAAGUAGACAUGUUGGGAAGAGAUUCACCGGACAACAGGAGAAAAAAGUCCAACUUAAGUAAUGGAAGUAGCAUGCAGUUGGACUAUGGAGUAGACAGCAAUUCUGAAUCCCCUGUCAAAAAGAUAAAUCAGUUGACCGAGAAAAUCUAUGUUUUGGAGGAAGAAAACAACUCUCUGAGGGAAAACCUUCAAAAGAAGAUGAACGAGGUUCAAGUGUCUAGAAACAUGUAUAUCCAGACUGCCUCAAAGUUGUCACGAUUAGAGGCACAGCUUGAUGAAUCUCAAAAAAAUCAAUUGAUCAGGGAUGCAAGGAGUGCCAUGAUAUCAUCACAUGAUUUAUCAUUGGCUUCAAUGUCAGAUGUUGGCAGUGAUGAUAAAGUCAGCUGUGCUGGUUCUUGGGCAUCUAAAUCUGUUGGAAUGUCGGACAUCAAUCAUCUCAUGGAUGACUUUGCCGAGAUGGAAAAGUAUGCUUUAGUUUGUGUUGACAAGCCCAUUACUGAAAAUUCGUCUGUCACGAAUGCUGAAAGCAUAGGAAAAGAAUUAGUACCUAUAGCUUCAGAAAGUAUAGGUAAAGAAUUGAACAGAUCAAUUUCCAAGUUGAUUGAGAUUAUUCAUGGGAUUAAAUUCCAAUCUGAAAACCCUGAUGCCUUACAAACACCAAGCAGAGAGAAUGAGUGUCACUACACGGUUCGUGUUUUCCAGUGGAAAACUUCUGAGCUGGCUUCUAUUAUGCAGAACUUCCUUCGCAUUUGUGAUGAUUUGCUGAAUGGAAAGGCCGAAAUUGAAAUAUUCACUCAAGAGGUUACACAUGCCUUGGAAUGGAUUGUAAACCAUUGUUUCUCUCUUCAAGAUGUCUCCAGCAUGAAGGAUGAGAUAAGGAAGCAAUUGAAUUGGGAUGAAACCAGAAGUGAAAGUGAAACAGAAGUGGGAGUUUCUGUCCAGUUUUCUGAAGCAGGAAACAAAAGUGAAUCUUCUUGUGAUAUGAGUGCUGAAGACAGAAAAGUGCAAGAUGCGCCAAGAGACAUAAAUUCUGUAAAGCAUGCAUUAGAUUACAAAUCCUUGAGAAAUGUACUUCAGGAUUCUGAAAGUACUGUUGCAAGUUUGCGAUCAGAAAUAGAGGCCUUGAAGCACUCUAAGGAAAUGAUUGAGGAACAAUUUGAAAUUUACAAGAUGGGAAAUGAAGAUCUUAAUUUGAAGCUUGUGGCAGUCAAUUCUAGAAUGGAUGAAGCCCACAAAAAGAUUGCAUCCUUACAGGAAGAGACGAAGAAUAAGGAGAAGCAUUGUGAAGAGUUGGAGGCAAAAUGCCACAAUUUGCAGGUCCAACUAGAGAGGGUGCAAAAUGCGGAUACCAUGAAACAUCUCAAUCAAGGCGAAAAGCAACUUAGAAAUGAAUGGGAAGUAUCAGGAGCUUCAGAGAAGCUAGCUGAGUGCCAAGAAACCAUUUUACAUUUAGGGAAGCAGCUGCAAGCAAUGGCCUCAUCACGGGAUGCUGUGGUUUCUGACAAAUUCAUCUCCACUCCAACUAGGAGUGCUCCUGGUGUUACCUCAACCCCAGAAUCUGAGAAGAAGCUAGCUAGCCAAAGGUCCUCUCUGCUGGACCAAAUGCAAGCAGAAGAUACUGAUGAACCUGAUCAACUUGAAUCACCAAAAACCAAGGAAAUUAUAUGCACCAACAAUAAUUCUGGUUCACAAAAUACUGGUAAAAUUGCUGCGAAGAUGAAUGAUGACAUUGCUUUGGGUCCUUUGGCUAUUGUACCAUAUCAAAAACCACAGCCUACAUCAGGUGGACUUUUUAAGAAGCUCUUGAGGAGGAAAAAGAAAGGUAUUAGUAAAAAGAUGCAACUUCCAUUUGAGGCCUGAGACACAUGAAAGCUAUAAAUGAAAUCAUAGAAUUCAGUAAUCAUGUUUGUCAAUUAGAAGCUGGAACCAUUGCACGUAUAUGCAUGAAGAUGAUCCAUCUAUCGUUGUAGAUAUUUCCGGAAGUAGAGUUUUUGUAUCUAAGGUUAAGCUCAAGAGUUUGAACUAAAUCAGCAGAUUUACUAUCUGCUUUUGUGUGAUGAAUGCAAUAAUUUUGUUACUCUUAUGUAUCACCAAAUAAUGACCAUUUUAAAACCAA